Messenger RNA from Durio zibethinus, 972 nucleotides. Its product is annotated as RING/U-box superfamily protein. NCBI's taxonomy places the organism in Eukaryota, Viridiplantae, Streptophyta, Magnoliopsida, Malvales, Malvaceae. The record is from RefSeq and is a predicted model, not a curated record.
GCUUUCUUGACUCUAUAAAUGCUUUGUAUUUUCAUCACAAACUUCCUCACUCGUUAAAAACCAGUGCUUCUUUCAUUUCUAUCAUUCAAGCAACGCUUUCACACUCUUUCUUUUCCCUUUUCUCUGUCCCCUGGUUGAGAUCUUUUUCUUUCCAAUGUUAAAGGAGUGGUUUCCAGGCAUAACUGAGGUAUCACUUAAGUGUGGAGAAAUUGUCUUUUUGUGGGGUUUUGCUGCAAUGAGAGAUCCUAGAAUUAGGUUCUUAAUUAAAGUGUUGAAGAGAACAAUAUUUGCUGCUUUCACCUGCAUUUUUGCAUUAGGAGGGGCUAUAGUGGGAACUGUAGUAGGGGCAAUGAAAGGGCAGACAACAGAAACUGGGUUUUUCAGGGGUGCCGGAAUUGGUGCUGUUGCAGGUGCAAUCACAGCUGUUCAAUUGCUGGAAUCAUUGGCUGAUGGGGAGUCAUUGUCCAAGGUAGCUUUAUUAGUUAGCUUAGUAAAUGGGAAGGUCUUCAUCGAAUGGGUAAGCCCAGCAGUGCUAAAAGCUUAUCAAUGGCAAAUGAGCUCACUCGAAUCGACAUACAGAGAAAUCUCAGACAUAUAUGAUGUAAAUGGAGAAAAGGGUUUGUCCAGAAGUUGCAUUCAAAAGCUUCCAGUGCAUGAGUUUCAUUCCAGUGAGAUGAUCAAAUCAAGGGAGGAAUCUUCUUGUUCAAUUUGCUUACAGGGGCUAAAGGAUGGAGAAAUGGCAAGAAAUCUUCCUAGAUGUGGGCAUAUCUUCCACUUAAACUGCGUAGAUGAAUGGCUAAGCCGGCAAGGCACUUGUCCCAUGUGCAGAGAACAUGUUUUUAAUGAUGCUGAGGAAUUUUAAAUCAUCAAAUUUUGAUUUAACAAAAAAUGGUGAUUGGUUUUUGAAAUUGUGAAUUGUGCCAAUGUAUAAUUUGAAAAGAAAAUGAAUGAUGGAAUGUGAUGCAAAAAAAG